GAGGGGCUGGAACGACAGAAAGGAAUGUAGGUUAAACAACAGAAGAGUUCACAAAGAAAAACACUCAUGGACAGUGAGUCUGUGACAGUUCUGACAAGGGCGGUUUCCAGGACGACCGAGUGGACCUGAACACAUCAUGCUGAGUCGUUUGUCAUGAUCAUGGCUCAGAUGGAUGAAGACAAACUGUCGUGCUGGUGCAUCCUGACGUUCCACCGGGAGGUCCUGGUGACCCGGCUGAGGAGCAUCCAGUGCAUCGUGGACAACCUGCUGUCGGCCGAGUUCCUCUGCCAAGAAGACGCCGAGAUCAUCCAGCGGACGGCCACCAAGAGCAACCAGGUGCGUAAAAUCCUGGAGUUGGUCCAGUGUAAAGGUGAACAGGCCUGUGAGUUUCUGAUCUACAUCAUAUAUAAAGUACGUGACGCCUACAUCGACCUCCAACCAUGGUUGAAGGAGAUCGACUACAGACCCAGUCAGGAUGUGACGGUGAUGGAGGUGGUCAACACCGACCCCAUCAGCAGAUACUGUGAAAAGUUGAGGCAUGAAAUGAGCCGGGACACGUCCUUCAUCAUGUCGUACGGUCAGCGAGACGAAACCCGUUUGGAGGAUCUCUACACCGACACACUGAUGGAACUGUUCAACGACUGCAACGAAAGCCUGGGCUUCGUGGAGAGUCUGGACCAGCUCUUAGGGGACCACGCCGUCUUCAACCCACAAGGUGAAACCAUCUACAUGGUAGGAGACGCCGGCGUAGGGAAGUCCAUCCUCCUGCAGAAGCUCCAGAACCUAUGGUCCAAGAAGGAGCUCCAGACCGACGCCAUCUUCUUCUUUAAGUUCCGCUGUCGGAUGUUCAGCACCUUCAGAGACUCGGAGCAGAUCUCACUCCGAGACCUGCUCUUCAAAUACAACUGUUAUCCAGAUCUAGAUCCAGAUGACGAGGUGUUCGACUACAUCCUGCGCUUCCCUGAGAGGGUCCUGUUUACAUUCGAUGGCUAUGAUGAGAUUCAGGAGGUUCUGGACCUGAUGAACAUGCCUGAGGUGGUGUCACCAGAGGAGAAGGCGCACCCCCUCCAGCUGCUCAUCAGUUUACUGUCCGGGAAGUUACUGAAGGGCUCGCAGAAGGUUCUGACGGCCAGGACAGGCGUGGAGAUCCAGAGCAGGGUGGUCAGGAAGAAGGUGACCCUGCGAGGAUUCUCCCCGACUCAUCUGAAGACCUACAUCAAUCUUCACUUUAAAGAUCAGGAGCAUCGAGACCUGGUGUCGGUGCAACUGGACGCCAGCCCCCACCUCUGCGGACUCUGCUCCACGCCACUCUUCUGCUGGAUCGUCUUCAAGACCUUCAAACAUUUACACUCCGUGCACGACACUUUUGAGCUUCCUGAAACCUGCGUCACACUAACAGACAUCUUCCUUCUGUUAUCGGAGGUGUUCCUCAGCCGUUUAUCCCGGCCUUCUUCAUCUCUUGUGAAGAGAAACCUCCGAUGUGCAUCAGAGACCUUCAAAGCCGGUCUCAGGCCACUCACUGGAUUUGCCAAACUUGCUCUUCAGGGUUUGGAAAGAGGUAGCUUCAUAUGCAGCCCGGAGGAGGUCGCUGCUUGUGGUCUGAUGGAGGAAGAUCUGGCUCUGGGUUUCCUCAGAUCUGUCAGUGAAUUCAACACCAACGAAAGCCCUGCCACCUUUGAGUUCCUCCACAUCACACUCCAGUCCUUCCUUGCAGCAUUUGCUCUUGUGUUGGAUGAACAGGCUCCUGAAAACUCCAUCCUGAAGUUCUUCACAGAGUGCAGCAGAAAGAGGAAGUCAUCAUGUCUGCCAUUUGAAAUCUGUAGCAUUAAAUCCACGAAGCAGAGUGAAAAAAAGCCAUUUACGACCAACGAACACCUCCAGUUCACUAACCUAUUCCUGUGUGGGCUGCUGUCGAAGGCUCAUGUUGGUCUGAUGGAACAUCUGGUGUCUCCUGUGUCUCUAAAGAAAAAGCGUUCCUUACUGAAGGCCUACCUUUCCACCAGUGUGAAGUCCCACCUCCAUGGCUUACCGGCCUACACCACCGAAGAGGGCAAGAGAGUCCACGUUUUGCCCAAUUUCCUGUGGAUGCUCCGGUGCAUCUUUGAAACCGACAGCAAGGACAUAGCGAAGAUGACAGCCAAAGGCAUCACUGCUGGCUUCAUCAAACUGGGGUACUGUAACGUGUACUCAGGCGACUGCACCGCCCUCAACUUCGUACUGCAGCACCGCCGCAAACUCCUAGGGCUCGACAUGGACAACAAUAACAUCAGCGACUACGGGGUGAGGCAGCUGAGGCCCAGCUUCUCCAAGAUGACAGUGGUGAGGUUGUGCGUCAAUAAUCUGUCUGACAGCAGCAUGGAGGUUCUGUCAGAGGAGCUGUGUAAAUACAAAGUGGUGGAGAUCUUAGGACUUUAUAACAACCACAUCACAGAUGUCGGCGCCAGGUUCGUCGCUCAGAUAAUCGAACAGUGUCCGAAGCUGAAGAAGCUCAAGAUUGGUAAAAAUAACAUCUCAAGCAUUGGUGGGAGAUAUUUGGCCAACGCAAUCCAGAAGAGCACGUCUAUAUUUGAAGUGGGAAUGUGGGGGAACAGCAUUGGGGAUGAAGGAGCAAACGCCUUUGCUGAAGUUUUGAGAAACCACCCGAGUCUGACCAACCUCAGUCUGUCGGCUAAUGGCAUCACAUCAGAAGGAGGGAAGAGUCUGGCGAAGGCGCUGAUGGAGAACAGCUGCCUCCGAAUAUUCUGGUUGGUGCAGAACGAAUUAUCCGACGACGCAGCUCCACAUUGGGCCAAGUUGAUCGGAGCCAACACGGGUCUGACCCACCUGUGGUUAAUCAACAACCAGUUCAGUAUGGAUGGAAUCCGACGGUUCUCAGAGGCUCUUGGUCACAACACACACCUCAAAGAGAUAUGUGUAAAAGGAAACCAACUCGCAGAAGAGGAAGAGAAACAGUUUGUGGAAGAGAAAAGGCUGCGGUUCCACUGAACAGACGCCAGAUUAACCCAUAAAGGCCCAAACAGCCAACGACCACCAGCAUCUACUGAUCUGAACCCUUUAACAUCUGCUGAUCCACUAAUCUGAUCAAUACAUGGAAAUAAUUGGUGUAAAAUACGG
Sphaeramia orbicularis (orbiculate cardinalfish) is the source of this 3114-nucleotide messenger RNA. RefSeq names its product nucleotide-binding oligomerization domain containing 1 (gene nod1). Gene Ontology annotation, molecular function: protein binding. Lineage: Eukaryota; Metazoa; Chordata; Actinopteri; Kurtiformes; Apogonidae. The record is from RefSeq and is a predicted model, not a curated record. Bases 154 to 2985 code for a protein of 943 amino acids. Gene Ontology annotation, biological process: regulation of apoptotic process. The transcript has 12 exons.